Molecule: messenger RNA, 1805 nt
Organism: Papaver somniferum (opium poppy)
Lineage: Eukaryota; Viridiplantae; Streptophyta; Magnoliopsida; Ranunculales; Papaveraceae
Exons: 5
Coding region: 767-1495 (242 amino acids)
Source: RefSeq, a predicted model, not a curated record
UCGUUUACCGUGUUUCUCUUUCCAAGCUCGAACCCUCCAAGAAAACCCAUGAAUAGAACUUCACCACUUCCAUCGUUCACCACCAGAAUAUCAAUAACCAAGAAGUAGAGUACUUUUUCUCCACAAAAUCAGAAAACACUAAGAGCGGUUAAUCAAUUACAAAUCAAAACCUAUCUGUUAUUUUUAAAUUUUCUCUUAUUAAGUUAUUUAUUGAUUUUUCAGAGAUUUUGAAGAUGGAUAAAAAGAUGAUUAAUCUCGUUCCCUAUAAUCGUACACUAAUUGCUGGGGUAUGAAGGAGUUUACUGUGAUGGAUGCAACUGCACAAAUGGUUCUAACAAUGUUGAGAACGAGACUCUAGGCAUGAGGCUGUGGAAGCUACAUUAGAAGUAAUGUGAAUGUAUUCUGGCCAAAGAUUUCUAGUAGUCCUCAUGGAGUUCGUGACACCAAGCUUUUUGGGUUCCGAAAUCCACUUGUUCAGCGGCUACUUCGUGAGCUUAUACAAAUGUCAGUGGGAAAGCACAACAGAGAACUUUUAUCCUCAAAUUUUAGUAAUGGGGAUGGAGGAGUAGAGCCUGAAACGCUGUCGCCAGAUUCAAUCUUAUAUCCCGACCUAUCACCAUCCCUAGGGAAGCCACAGAACAUGAGAAAGAGAACUAGGAAACAGCUAGUGGGGAAAGCCUAAAAGACUCCAAACUCAAGUUUCUUUCGACAAUACUGAUAUUUCUAUUACUACUGGAGGUAAUGGAAGUUCUCAUAAUGGAAGAAGAUGUUUAUCCUCUUCAACUUUAAAGGAAGAUUGCUGAGUAAACAAGGAUACUGGAGCUGCACCAUUAUUACUUUGGUUGACAAGGGAAUUGAUCCAAUCCCAAUCGACCAGUCUCUUGAAUAUGCAGAUUAUCAUGGACAGAAAUUGGUUUUAUCGCAGGAGAUCAGAUUUGUUGGUCCCCGUCAUUCUUCAUUCAGUUGUUUGCCCAGUGAUCCGUCUAACGAGGAGAUAAACAUACUUUGGAACUUCUACACGGUAAUCCUGGUAUUCCUAAGAAUAUCUCUUUUUAUAAAAGAUCUAUCUUUGGAGUUUUCAGCUGUGAAAAGUGCAGGUGAAAAUGAAGCUGGAAUUCUCAUCGAGGGCCAUAAUGUCCAUGAGCAAGUGAUGAGUUUUGGUCCAGACGGCUUAGAGGAUGGCCAAUUUGGGGAUCAUGAUGUUGACCACAGACCUUUGUGUUGUGAUUUAGUUACAGAUAGUAACACAUCUUUUAAGCAGACGAAUAUAACCUUGAUACUUGGAAGUCAGUUGUAUGUGGUGGUGAAGAUCAAGAGUUCUCGAACCUUAAUGCUGAAACCGGUGGAAAAGUUCUCAAACCUUAUUACUUGGAAGUCCUUCUUGGUGAAGUAUCUGAUGCUCAAAACAAAAUGGUGGGAAAUGAUUAUUUCGUACCCCGACUCUCCUUUAAGUUGCAUUUCUCCAAAUCCCGUUGGAUACAGAACCACCAAUUAAUGCACCUCUUAAUACAAAUGGGAACUUUCCUAUCUGCGUAUACUAGGAGCAUUAGGCCUAGAAAAGGCUCAGUAACAACCAUGGCUUGUACUUUAAAAGUUGAAAUUCAAUGUUAUAGCUGACUGUAGGCGACGCCUAUAAUGAACCCGACGUUAUGGUCACAUACAUUUUUUUUUGUUUGUAGCCAGAUGAUAAUCCUCCCCAAAAAAAAGUGGUUUAGCCAAUAUGUCAAUCUUUUGUGAUGUUUGACAAAUGUGUCUAUUUCUUAGUAUAUGUGUGUCUAAUAAACCAUAUACUAUGGACAAACGAA